AUGGAGAAUAGUAACAAUGUAACAGAAUUUAUCUUACUGGGGCUCACGGAAAAUCCAAGGAUGCAGAACAUCGUAUUUGCUGUGUUUUUUGUCAUCUAUAUCAUCACGGUAGUAGGCAACGUGCUCAUUGUGGUCACGAUCACCGCCAGCCCAUUGUCCACAUCUCCCAUGUACUUCUUCUUGGCGUGUCUCUCCUUUAUCGAUGUCUGCUAUUCCUCUGUCAACACCCCUAAACUUAUUGUAGAUUCACUCUAUGAAAAGAAGACCAUCUCAUUCAUUGGAUGCAUGACCCAAAUCUUUGGAGAGCAUUUCUUUGGAGCUGCUGAGAUCAUUCUUUUGACUGUGAUGGCUUAUGACCGCUACGUGGCCAUCUGCAAACCCCUGCACUAUGCAACCAUCAUGAACUGGAAAGUGUGUGGUCUUCUGCUGGGAGUCUCAUGGAUGGGAGGUGUUCUUCAUGCAACUAUACAGAUGCUUUUCAUUAUUCGAUUACCUUUCUGUGGCCCUAACGUUAUAGAUCACUUUAUGUGUGAUCUGAACCCUUUGCUCAAUCUUGCCUGCACUGAUACCCAUAUUCUAGGGCUUUUUGUUGCUGCUAACAGUGGGUUUAACUGCUUGUUAAACUUUCUUCUUUUGUUGAUUUCCUAUGGAGUCAUCCUGUGUUCCUUAAGGGCCCACAGCUCAGAGGGGAGACGCAAAGCCCUCUCCACUUGUGUGACUCACAUCACAGUGGUCGUCUUGUUCUUUGUGCCCUGCAUAUUUAUAUACAUGAGACCUCCUGUCACUUUACCUGUUGACAAAGCAGUUGCUGUAUUCUACACUGUUAUAACUCCUAUGUUAAAUCCCGUAAUAUAUACCUUGAGAAAUGCCCAGAUGAAAAAUGCUAUUGUGAAACUUUGCAGUAGGAACAUUAUUUUAGAUGACAAGUAA
Messenger RNA from Elephantulus edwardii (Cape elephant shrew), 930 nucleotides. RefSeq names its product olfactory receptor 4C46-like. The transcript has a single exon. Gene Ontology annotation, molecular function: olfactory receptor activity; G protein-coupled receptor activity. Gene Ontology annotation, cellular component: membrane. The record is from RefSeq and is a predicted model, not a curated record. Gene Ontology annotation, biological process: G protein-coupled receptor signaling pathway. NCBI's taxonomy places the organism in Eukaryota, Metazoa, Chordata, Mammalia, Macroscelidea, Macroscelididae. The coding region runs from base 1 to 930 and encodes 309 amino acids.